AUGUACUCUCCAGAAGAAUAUGACAGAAUUGUCUCUGCAGAGUUGCCAGAUAAAAUCAAAUCUCCAUAUCUGUUCUCUCUUGUUAUAAAAUGCAUGCUUCAUGGUCCAUGUGGAUCUCUGAAUCUAAAGAGCCCUUGUAUGCGACAAAAUCACAAAUGCAAAAACAACUAUCCGAAAGAUUUUUCUGAGUUCACAAAGCAUGGAAAGAACUCAUAUCCAUUGUAUAGGAGCCGUGAUGAUGGAAACAGUGUCAUGAUUAGAGAUCACAAGUUGGACAAUCGUUGGGUUAUUCCUUAUAAUGCAUAUCUUCUAGCAAAAUAUGAUUGUCACAUCAACGUUGAAAUUUGUUCUGCUAUCGAAGCUGUAAAAUACAUAUAUAAAUAUAUAUACAAGGGUCAUGACCGAGUUAUAUACCAGCUGAAUGCAGAAGAGGCAGAAAAAAUUGUUGAUGAACUAAAAAAUUUCCAGUCUGGUCGAUGGAUCUGUGCCCCAAAAGCUAUGUGGAGAAUCUUUGCUUUUGAUCUCAGUGUCAUUAAUCCAGCUGUUAUUGUUCUACAUUUACACCUACAAGAUUAUCAGUCAAUGCCCUUCCAUGAAGAUAGACCACUGCAGGAUAUCAUUCAAGAUGAAAGACUUCAACGAACAAUGCUUACAGAAUUCUUUGUUCUCAAUCGAACAAAUAAGCAAACUCAAGAUCUCAAUUUAUUAUAUAAGGAAUUUCCCCAAUACUUUGUUUGGGAUGAAGAUGAUAGAAUCUGGUAUCCUCGAAAACGUGGACAGGUCAUCGGCCGUAUCACCACAGCACAUCCAAUAGAAGGUGAAAGAUACUAUCUUAGAAUGCUGCUAAUGCAUGUUCGAAGGCCAAAAUCUUUUACUGAUUUAAAGACAGUAAAUGGAUUCAUUGCUUGUUCAUUUAAAAAAGUUACAGAAAUUCGGGGAUUGUUCCAGAUUGAUAAUGGAGCAGAGCAAUGUCUAUCAGAGGCUGCACUGUACAAAAUGCCAUCAUCUCUGAGACAACUAUUUGCUACCAUUUUGAUAUAUUCUCUGCCAAGCAGUCCAAAAGAACUUUGGGACAAAUUUUAUCACUCAUUAUCAGAAGACAUAGCAAAUCAGUCCUUCCUAUUAGAGGAACAAACAAGAGCAAAAGUCCUUCAUCUUAUUGAUGAACAUUUACAAAUAAUGGGAAAGAGUAUAGCAGAUUUUGGCUUCUCACAAUCAAUUCCAACAAUGCCUUUCGUUGCUAUCACAAAUAAAGCUGUUAAACUUCACGAGUAA
Coffea eugenioides is the source of this 1275-nucleotide messenger RNA. RefSeq lists its product as uncharacterized. The record is from RefSeq and is a predicted model, not a curated record. The coding region runs from base 1 to 1275 and encodes 424 amino acids. The transcript has a single exon. Lineage: Eukaryota; Viridiplantae; Streptophyta; Magnoliopsida; Gentianales; Rubiaceae.